This is a messenger RNA of Galendromus occidentalis (western predatory mite), 1161 nucleotides long. Its product is annotated as TRAF interacting protein no poles. Lineage: Eukaryota; Metazoa; Arthropoda; Arachnida; Mesostigmata; Phytoseiidae. Gene Ontology annotation, cellular component: nucleus; site of DNA damage. The coding region runs from base 1 to 1161 and encodes 386 amino acids. Gene Ontology annotation, biological process: protein ubiquitination; replication fork processing. Gene Ontology annotation, molecular function: ubiquitin protein ligase activity. The record is from RefSeq and is a predicted model, not a curated record. The transcript has 5 exons.
AUGCGCUGCCAAUGUAUCAUAUGCACAGACGACUUCGACCAUUCUGCUGAUAUCGCGUGUCUCCCAUGCGGUCACACGUUCCAUCAGUCUUGUCUGGAUCAGUGGCUGAAGAAUAGCUUCACUUGCCCAACGUGUCGUUGUCGGGUGAAAGUUCGGGAUGUUCGCCGAGUUUUCCUCACAUCCCUCGACAGCACCAUCUGCGAUGCCUCUCAACUCGGUAAGGACCUGUCCGAAACCACCGUGAAGAACCUCGAGCUCCGACAGAAAAUUGCGGAGCUUGAAGAAAAGCAUAGGAAACUGAAGGCUCUCUUCGAGAAAUCCGAGACCAGUGCCACGACUGCGAAGAGCAAAUAUCAUGCAGCUGCUAAGAAAGUAGAAUCACUGCAGGGCACAGUGAAGUUAAUGAAGAGUACGCUCGAGGAGAACGUCACUCUCAAGGAAACCAUCACGAAACUGCAAGACACGAUCGAAAAGAGCCGACAUAUGAAACAAGUCCUAAAUGGAACCGAAAAGGAUGUGGAGGACCUCUUGAAACUCUAUGGACCGAGUUCGGCCUCGGUCCGUCAGAUAGCUAUUUACUGUGUCUCCCUGAAACGAGAGCUCGAAUUAGCCAAAAACGAGGUGCGGCACUCGCGAGACGUGAUAAACUCGGCGAGUCGCCGACGAAUCAAUCUUGAAAACGAACUUUCGUCGACGAACAAGGAGUUGGCAGAUGCCACGGCGGAGGCGACGAAGUAUCGAGAGCAGUGCUUCAAGUUAACGGAGCGUCUGGAGAACCUCCCGGAACGACAGGGAUCAUCUGGGUCCAGUGGGAUGAGACGCUGUUCCGGGGAAGCUGAAGCCGAUCCGGAGAAACGUGUCAAACGAACGAAGUCUUUCGUGCCCAGCCCACCGGUACUCAAAGCUAGAACCAAUUCGACCAAAAUUCAUGGUGAAGCCGUGAAAAUCUCGAUGACGAAAGCGCUACCUGGGUACACAAAAAUGAAAAUCACUCCAGCGCUGCGGAAACCUGAGAAUCCCUCGAGAACGACCACCGACGACGAAUUGGUCUUGAAGCUGAUGAAGAAUAAGUUGAGAACAACCGACAAAGACAGCAUUCAACGGAAGGGAUACAAUGGCCUCGGCGGACAUAGCAGCCACAUACAGACAUCCAAGCGAUGA